AUGGACAGGGCCUCCCUAAACCUUGGAUCUGGUGGUAAUAUUAACUCCUUGAACGAUCCUUGUCACUGGAGCACAGUUCAGCAAGCGGUUGAGUACAAAGGUUCUGCCAUUGGCACACUACUGUAUUCCAACUUCUCUAGAGACAAUCGGAGAGCACUGAAAAGGAAGUGGGUUGAUAUGGCUGGAGUGGAAGGUCCUGAAAACCCACUGCUCACCCUUGGUCUGGGCCGUUCACCAAGUUCCUCUGAAAAUAGCAAGGUUAGCUCCCCCACAGCUUGCAUGAUGUCUCCAUCUUCACUGAAAGAGACUGAUGAGGAGUCAUCAAUGGAUCUUGGUCUCAAUUUUGAUCUUUGUCUUGGUCAUGAUACUGCACAUCAUCACAAGAAGCCAUGUGCUGAGCAUGUGCCAUCAGCAGGUGCUCCCAAAUUGGAUCUUCAGUUGAGUUUGUCCACUUGUUCGCCUGAAUCAGCUGUGACCAAUGCAAGUACUGCAUCAAUAAAUGUUAAUGAUGGCUUAGAAACAGUGGCACCUAAUUUGGUGACAGAUGCUAUUGGGGAAAAACUCGAGCCCUCCUCUAGUUGGGUUUUCAGGCAUUAUAUAGCUUCAUCAUCAUAUGCUUCUGAAGCAACCUACAACUUUUCAUUGCCAAAGAUAUCUGAAAAGGUUGAUGAUGCGGUGCCUUCUCCAGAUGUCUCAUCAGCCAUUACAGUGAGUGUGAAAAGCCCAGCUGCCUGUACUUCUGGGGCAACUAACUCCCAAAAACGGAGCAUUAACACUAAAUGCUGCCAGUUCCCAGGAUGUGAGAAAGGAGCAAGAGGAGCCUCUGGUUAUUGUAUUUCCCAUGGAGGUGGUAGGCGAUGCCAGAAACCUGGUUGCCAGAAGGGAGCUGAGGGAAGGACCAUCUACUGCAAAGCACAUGGUGGUGGUAGGCGAUGCCAGUAUCUUGGUUGUACGAAGAGUGCUGAAGGCCGCACUGAGCACUGCAUAGCCCAUGGUGGCGGUCGCCGUUGUAGUCAGGAAGGCUGUUCACGCGCCGCGCGUGGAAAGUCUGGCUUGUGCAUCAAGCAUGGAGGCGGCAAGAGGUGCCAGAGGGAGAACUGCAAGAGAAGUGCUGAAGGAUACUCUGGCCUCUGCAUCUCUCAUGGUGGUGGAAGGCGCUGUCAGUUUCCAGAUUGUACAAAGGGUGCCCAGGGAAGCACAAAGUUCUGCAAGGCGCACGGUGGAGGGAAGCGCUGCACAUUCCCCGGCUGUACCAAAGGAGCUGAAGGUAGCACUUCUCUCUGCAAGGGGCACGGUGGAGGUAAGCGCUGCUCCUACCAGGGUGGCGGUGUGUGCCCAAAGAGUGUCCACGGUGGGACACAGUACUGUGUUGCUCACGGUGGUGGGAAGAGGUGCUUAGUCUCAGGCUGUACCAAGAGUGCCAGAGGGAGGACGGAAUACUGUGUCCGCCACGGCGGUGGUAAGAGAUGCAAGUUUGAGGGCUGUGCCAAGAGCGCGCAGGGGAGCACCGAUUUCUGCAAGGCCCAUGGCGGAGGCAAACGCUGCUCAUGGGGCCAGGAGGGCUCAAGCUUUGGGGUUGGUGGUCCGCCGUGUGACAAGUUUGCUCGUAGCAAGAUUGGUCUUUGUGCAGGUCACAGCGCUUUGGUUGAGGAUCACUGCGUCCAUGGCGGCGGCUCAUUGGGUCCUGCGAUCAGACAGUUGACAGCUGAUUGCAAGUCCGAUGAGAUGCAGGCUGCUGCAAUGAAGGGCGAUGCUGAUAUGGCGAACGGAGAAGACGAAGCUUUCCUAGGAUGGAACGAUGAUGAUUCUGUCGAGGCGCAGCCCAGUGCAACCCCGUUUCCAGAGGGCAGGGUUCAUGGCAGUGGGCUGCUAGCUCUACUCUCCGGAAGAGGCCAUGUCAGCGCCGCCAGCUGCUCUGUCAAUGGCGCGGCCUCGACUUCGUCUGCCAUGCGCACCUGGAUGUGA
Miscanthus lutarioriparius is the source of this 1965-nucleotide messenger RNA. NCBI's taxonomy places the organism in Eukaryota, Viridiplantae, Streptophyta, Magnoliopsida, Poales, Poaceae. The record is from the annotation of a GenBank genome assembly.